This is a messenger RNA of Ziziphus jujuba (common jujube), 1178 nucleotides long. RefSeq names its product xyloglucan endotransglucosylase protein 1-like. The record is from RefSeq and is a predicted model, not a curated record. Bases 56 to 937 code for a protein of 293 amino acids. NCBI's taxonomy places the organism in Eukaryota, Viridiplantae, Streptophyta, Magnoliopsida, Rosales, Rhamnaceae. Gene Ontology annotation, cellular component: cell wall; apoplast. Gene Ontology annotation, biological process: cell wall biogenesis; xyloglucan metabolic process. Gene Ontology annotation, molecular function: hydrolase activity, hydrolyzing O-glycosyl compounds; xyloglucan:xyloglucosyl transferase activity. The transcript is spliced from 3 exons.
CUAUCUUCUUCCUUUCUAUCUAACAUAAUCCCCCAAAAAACAAAAAAAAAAAAAAAUGUUUUCUUUUAAGAGGCUUCUACAUUGUUUAUUCUUCAUAAUUAGCUCUCUAACGGCUGCAACCUCAGCUGCCAAUUUCUACCAAAAUGUUGAUAUUACUUGGGGUGAUAAUCGUGGUAAGAUCCUCAACCAUGGUCAACUUAUCUCCUUAUCUCUCGAUAAGGCCUCUGGAUCUGGUUUUCAAUCCAAGGAUGAGUAUUUGUUCGGGAAAAUUGACAUGCAAAUCAAGCUAGUCGCUGGAAACUCCGCUGGCACUGUUACUACAUACUAUUUAUCUUCUCAAGGUCCAAACCAUGAUGAGAUUGAUUUCGAGUUCUUGGGAAACUUGUCUGGUAGUCCUUACACACUCCAUACAAAUAUCUAUAGCCAAGGAAAAGGCAACAGAGAACAACGAUUCCGUCUUUGGUUUGAUCCUUCAAAGAACUUUCAUACCUACUCCGUGGUUUGGAACAAAUAUCGAAUAAUUUUUUUUGUGGAUAGCAUUCCAAUUAGGGUGUUCAACAACUUGGAAAAGAUUGGUGUUCCAUAUCUUAACAAGCAAGCAAUGAGGAUUUACUCGAGUUUGUGGGAUGCUGAUAACUGGGCAACACAAGGAGGGAGAGUGAAGACUGAUUGGACAAAAGCUCCUUUUACUGCUUAUUAUCGGAACUUCAGCGCCAAUGCUUGUAUUCAUUCGCAAGGAUCAUCAUCGUCCUGUGUGUCGUCGACCAAGUCUUUCAUGGAGGAUGAUCAAGCGUGGCAGAAUUAUGGUCUUGAUGCUAAAGGAAGGAAUAGACUUCGUUGGGUGCAAAAGAAGUACAUGAUUUACAACUACUGCACUGACUUCAAACGCUUCCCUCAAGGCCUACCCAAGGAAUGCAAGAGAUCAAGAUUCCUCUAGGAGAAUAUAUAUGAUGCCAGGUGUAUUAUUGACUAUAAAGGUAUAGCCUACUUUAAAUCCCGAAUCGAUCUUUCUAGAGAAGGGCCAAUAAAAUUCUGUAUAAUCUGUCCACGAGCUAUCGAAAUUAAACCAAAAGAGAUGGGAGAAAUGGCUGCAUCUCAUAUGUUUUUGUAUCUUGUUCAUGAGAUUUAUGUCUUAUGGACAUUCUUUUAUUUGUUAAUUAUGAAAUUAAAUCAUGGCU